Antrostomus carolinensis (chuck-will's-widow) is the source of this 1263-nucleotide messenger RNA. RefSeq names its product S100P binding protein (gene S100PBP). Lineage: Eukaryota; Metazoa; Chordata; Aves; Caprimulgiformes; Caprimulgidae. The record is from RefSeq and is a predicted model, not a curated record. Gene Ontology annotation, molecular function: calcium-dependent protein binding. The transcript has 4 exons.
AUGGAUGACCAUUCUCCUCAUGCCUCUGAGCUUUGUCUUUGUCAUGAAUUUAAACCUACUGUUCAUAAUACAGUUCCCAGGGCCAAAAGGCUGUUGGAUUCCACAGAGCAGGUUCAGGCCUUGCAGUCAGCUAAGAAAGCUUGUGUGUUGAGUCAUCACUACAGCACUCCAGAUCCAUCAGAGAAACUGCUGCUCUGUUCCCCAGGUUCUGCCUGCUUUCAAGGAUCUUCUCAUUUUCUGGAUGAUCCUGGCCAUGAAGACCUUGUUGACAGUUCUUCUGCAUCAAAAUACGAUGAUGUAGCCAUUUCUCUAGAUACAACCAGAUGUUUUGAUGAUAGCGAGCCAGAUGACUCCUUGUUGGAACUGUCAGACAGUGAAGGAGGGAAUUCUCCUUUCAAUUACACCGAGGAAGAGAUCCAGGAAAUCUUGGCAGAUGAUUGCGUGGAAUCUGAGUGGAACCUCACUAGAAAAAGCACUCUGAGCCAGAAUGUAAACGGAGAGAGCGAGAAGGACGAGAGCAGCAGCUGUGCUGGGGCAUCAGUCAGCAGUGAAGAUUCAAAUGUAGCCUCAAAGAUCACAGAGCAACCAAAUGUACCUCUGUCCAGGGAGUGUUCCUCACUCCAUUCAGAAUGUUAUCCUAGUGCUUGUUUGGAGGAGAACCAUCUGCAGUCGGCCCAAAUAACUUGCAUGUUGUUUGACCUUGACAUUCAGGAGCUUCUGAGCCUUAGUCCAAUUGAUCCUGAAUAUGUAGAUCAGCCUCUGGAGGACAAUUGUUUGGAGAGAGCUGAAAGAGAAGCUUCAGAAGCCAUCAGAAAUAAUUACCUAGAAUGUGAUCAAACUGCUAGCAGCUGUGUUCUUGAAGAAUCCUCAGAGGAGCUGAUGUCUGAUGGCCAGCAAAGCCUGGGUUUAAGUGAUACAGCUGUAGGCCAGAUUGUGCAGGAAGAGACAACCAGUGGGAAGAAGCCUGGCAAAGUUAUUUCUGUGCCACAGGAGGAGGAAAGGUAAUUUCUUAGACUGAAUCAACAGAUAGGCAUUUUGGAAGUGGAGCUUGAGCAAAAGAAACAUUUAUAUCCAGAGUGUGCACAUCCAUAUGAAGAUAACAGUAGCUCCUACACCAAAUAUUACCUAAGGUCCAACAAGAAACCUACCCAAAGGUACAGCCUUACGCAGUGGGUGAGCAAGAACUUGGCCAAACAUCACUAUUUCCAGAGCAUCCCUGACCACUUCCAACGUAGCCCUGCAACAGCCUUUUCUAAUGUCUGA